This is a messenger RNA of Panicum virgatum (switchgrass), 1574 nucleotides long. RefSeq lists its product as uncharacterized. Bases 62 to 898 code for a protein of 278 amino acids. NCBI's taxonomy places the organism in Eukaryota, Viridiplantae, Streptophyta, Magnoliopsida, Poales, Poaceae. The record is from RefSeq and is a predicted model, not a curated record. The transcript is spliced from 4 exons.
CUGGCAACGAACACCGCACCACGCCGCGUGGCCCAAAGAGCUCGCCCCCAGGAUAAGAGACAUGCGCGCCAAGCUCGCCGUGCUCGCCGCCGGCGCCCCUCCGCCGCCGCGCCCCCAGUACCGCUCGCCGCGCCAUCGCCUGCGCCACAGAAUUCCCCGCCGGCCGCUCAGACCAACCCGCUCUCUUUCCGGCGGCGGACGCGGACCGCCGCCGCCGCCCCCGACCCCAGCUUCGAGGCGGCGGCGCGCCUGGCCGGCCGGCUCGGCGGCGCUCUUCGGCACGGGGUUCCUCCUGGGCCCGAUCCUCGACGGCAUCCACUCCCGCGUCGGCCUCCAGGUCUACGGCAACGGCGCCCUCGACGUGGGCCCCCUCCACACCCACGUCCUGGUGCCGCCCCUGCUCGGCGCGUUCUACCUCACCGUCGGCCUGCUCCACCUGGCCAUCGACGCGAGCGCGGCGCCGCCCAAGUCCAAGGCCACCGGGAGCGCCCAGACGACGGCGACGUCGCUGCUUGUUCUUGCUCUGUUCAUCGAGCUGAGCGCGGAGCUGUACGGGCCAGGGGUGCCCAGCAACGUGGAGGCCUACGCCCUGUUCGCCGGCGCCGAGUUCGUGUGGCUGUUCCUCGACGGCUCCUGGCUCGGCUUCGCCCUCGCCUGCCUCGUCGGCGCCGUCUGCCCCCUCGCCGAGAUCCCAUUGAUCAAAUUGCUUGGGUGCUGGAGCUAUCCGAACGCCGACGUCCACCUGCUCGGCGAGGGGCUCGUGAGCUGGACGACGACGUGCUACUUCGUCUACACCCCGUUCCUGGCGAACCUGGCGAGGUGGCUCGACUCGCGGCUGUCGUCAGCGGCCGAAGGCGGCGCCGGCGCCGAGGGAGACGACGAAGCAGGCCCGUCGUGACACCGGGAACAUCACCACGCUCGUGGCAUCCAGCUCCGUUCACCUUGCUUGCAGCAUUCCUAACAGAAUUGAAAAAAAAACAUUGUGAUCGUCCUCAAGAGUUCGCGGCGCUGCGAGGCGCCAAGUGUCACGGUGGUUGUUGGACCGAUCAUGCCGUGCGAAGGUUCUCCGAGCAUGUCGAGAUUGCUGGGAGAGUAUCCCGGGCUGUUCCGGCAAGCGUCUGACGGCGACACGGCCUUGAUUUCUUGGUGGCCGCGCGGAUCCCGGCCGGAGGGAGAAGAGAACGACGGGCGCGGUUGUGCGUAACUUUUGUGGCGACGGCCUGAAAGCAUGCCGAAUUGAUGACCAAUAGGAUUUGUCUUCAGGGAAGACUGUCCAGGGAGAUGUAUGUUUAAAACUGAGGCAUACUGCGAACCACCUACUGAAUUCUGUUGUGUUUGGGAUUCACUGCUUCUUAAUUUGUAUUACGGAAAUGCUAAGACAUAGAAGUCCGGACAGGAAAAAAAAUCGGACGCUCCAACAUAUGUUUCAAUAGUUGAUCAUCUGUUGCAACUAUUAUUUCCGCAUGUUUCAUGGUGAAUGUUGCAUGAAACAUGGUGUUCCUGUUGCGGCGGGGAAUUUUCAUAUCCGAGAGUUAAACUACUUAAUUAGUUUUUGUGCAUACUUUUCAAUGUUA